Hibiscus syriacus is the source of this 838-nucleotide messenger RNA. RefSeq names its product probable signal peptidase complex subunit 2. The record is from RefSeq and is a predicted model, not a curated record. The transcript has 5 exons. Lineage: Eukaryota; Viridiplantae; Streptophyta; Magnoliopsida; Malvales; Malvaceae. Gene Ontology annotation, biological process: protein targeting to ER. The coding region runs from base 56 to 631 and encodes 191 amino acids. Gene Ontology annotation, cellular component: membrane; signal peptidase complex.
UGGCAGUGUCAUCCAGUCUCAGAAGAUCAACUGCGCCAUUUCCUCAUAAACAAACAUGCAAGAAAAGAAGGCGAAAACGGGAAAUAAAAACGCGAAGAAGACGAAUCUCUUAGAUCACAGCUCCAUCAAACACCUCCUCGAUGAAUCCGUCUCCGAGAUUGUUAAGAGUCGUGGAUAUGUUGAAGAUGUGAGGAUGAGCAAUGUCAGAUUAUUGAUUGGAACUAUUACUAUUGUAAUCGCUCUUGUUGCUCAAUUUUACAAUAAGAAGUUCCCCGAAAACCGUGAUUUCCUCAUCGGUUGCAUCGUAUUAUAUAUAGUUUUCAAUGGAGCACUCCAGCUGAUUGCGUACACAAAGGAAAAGAAGGCCAUUCUCUUUACUUAUCCUCCUGCUGGAUCUGUCACUAGCACCGGCUUGGUGGUCUCUACAAAGUUGCCGAGGUUCUCUGAUCUUUAUACCCUUACCAUAGCAAGUGCAGAUCCCAAGUCGAUAUCUGCUGGGAAACCUGUGGAGUUGACCAAAAGUGUUACCCAAUGGUUCACCAAGGACGGAGUAUUGGUGGAGGGCCUGUUCUGGAAAGAUGUCGAAACACUAAUAAAUGAUUAUGCAGCAGAACCAAAGAAAAAGAAGUGAUCUAGAUAACUAGUUACUAAGCCUUACUCUGAUAGGUUACAUUGUGUGAAUUCUUAUAGGUUCACCACAUUUAUUGGUCUUUUGUUUGAGGAUUUUAAACUAAAUGAAUUUUUCCCGAGGAUUAGAAGACAAUUUUCAUCGUUUAAGGAACAAUGAAUUCCUGCUAAUGAAAAAAGAUUUGGUAUCUUUAGUUUUAUUGAUUUUUGU